AUGUAUACGUUUGACACAGGGUGCUGGGUUGAUGGUGUCGAUACAAAUGACUCUAUAGCGGAAUGGAAUUCAACUGGAAUUGUAGAUGCUAUACCCAAAACAGUAGAGGGUGAACUACACACUUGCUUUAUUUACGAUAGUAAUAGAACAAUCGCCUCCUGCUCUAAGUGGGUAUACGAUACAACGUACAGAUCAUCUUCUCGAGGCAUGGAAUGGGAUUUAAUUUGUGACCAGAGAUGGAUGGGGGCAUUAGCGCAGUCUUCUUACAUGUUUGGAGUUUUUACGGGAGCUGUUAUUCUUGGUGGCAUGGCGGAUAAAUACGGAAGAAAAACUAUUUUUUGUUGGUCGGGAGUUUUACAAUUAGCUUUUGGUGUAGCGGUUGCAUUUAUGCCUGAAUAUUGGUCAUUCAUCGUGAUUCAGUUCCUAUAUGGUAUAUUCGGAUCCGCCGGUGCGUAUAUAACCGGUUUUGUAUUAACAAUGGAAAUCGUAGGAGCUAGUAAGAGAACUAUUUGUGGCGUUGCAUUUCAAGCAGCAUUUGCAUGCGGUAUUAUGUUAGUAGCGGGUUGGGGAGCACUUAUAGAUAACAGGCAAAUUCUUCAAGUGGUUUAUGGACUUCACGGCCUUUUGCUUGUACCACAUAUUUGGAUUAUGGAUGAAUCACCCCGUUGGUUGUGGGCCCAAGGUAGGUCUAAAGAAUCGGUUGAUAUUGUUGAAAAGGCUUUAAAAUGCAAUAGAUCUGAAGAAGUAUUAGAUAAAGCUCAGUUAGUAUCCAUUGGCAGAGCUAAAGCAUCCAAGGGAUCUGAUGAACCUUCAGCUGGUACCACAGAUUUGUUCAAGACCCCAAAUUUGAGGUUAAAGACAUUAAACGUGUGUUUUAGUUGGUUUGCUAAUUCCAUAGCAUAUUAUGGGCUUACAUUAAGUACUGGUAAACUUGAAGGGAAUCCCUACUUAAUAACUGCUAUCUUAGGUUUUGUGGAGAUUCCGAGCUACGGGACUGUGGUUUAUUUUCUUGAUAUUUGGGGUAGAAGGUCUCUUAUGUGUUCUUUAAUGCUUGUGGGUGGCGCGGCAUGCGUUAUCGCUACUUUACUUCCUACAGGGAGUACAAUAUCUACGGCAAUAGUAAUUGCCGGUAAACUCUUCAUAGCGGGAUCUUUUGCUAUAAUAUAUAAUUACUCGGCGGAAUUAUUUCCUACAGUUGUGCGCAACUCAGCUCUCGGACUGGGUUCUAUGUGUGCCAGGCUUUCUGGCGCUUUAACACCAUUCAUUUCCUUACUUGAUUCGUUCGAUCCUAAAAUUCCAGCUAUAACAUUUGGGGUCAUUGCUAUUGUCUCAGGAUUUUUAUGUAUGUUCCUACCCGAAACAAUGAACCAACCCAUGCCACAAACCUUGGCCGACGGUGAACGAUUUGGUAAAGGGGAUACUUUGUUUACUAGCUGCUUAGGAAAGAAACGUAAUAGAACUUAUUCCGAAGACAAUAAAGUACCUGAAGCUAUGGUACCAUUGGACGAUACUAGCAGAAAAGUUUAA
Molecule: messenger RNA, 1527 nt
Organism: Arctia plantaginis
Lineage: Eukaryota; Metazoa; Arthropoda; Insecta; Lepidoptera; Erebidae
Source: the annotation of a GenBank genome assembly